GCAGAAGGUGCGUUUAGAGGGAGAGAGAGAGAGCGGCUUCCCGGGAGGACGAGGAGAGACCGCGGCCUUCCUUCCUUCCUUCGAGAGAGUGACUUUCCUCUCCUGUUGCAAUGGGUGACAGCGACGAUGAGUACGAUCGGAGGCGCAGGGACAAAUUCCGUCGGGAGCGGAGCGACUAUGACCGCUCUCGGGAACGGGACGAACGCCGGCGGGAUGACUGGAGUGACAGGGAGUGGGACCGGGGCCGAGAACGGCGGAGCCGCGGCGAAUACCGCGAUUACGACCGGAACCGGAGGGAGCGCUUCUCCCCGCCUCGCCACGAACUGAGCCCCCCGCAGAAGCGCAUGCGGCGAGACUGGGAUGAGCACACGGCAGACCCCUACCACUCCGGGUACGAGAUGCCCUACACCGGGGUCUCCACGGGCCCCACCUAUGGACCGCCCCAGCCCUGGGCCCACCCCGAGAUGCACGUGACGCAGCACCACAUCCUUCCCAUCCAAGCCAGGUUGGGGAACAUUGCGGAGGUGGACCUGGGCAUCGCUCCUCCGGUGAUGAAGAGCUUCAAGGAGUUCCUCCUCUCUUUGGACGAUUCCAUCGACGAGACCGAAGCCGUCAAGCGCUACAACGACUACAAGCUGGACUUCCGUCGGCAGCAGAUGCAGGAGUUCUUCCUGGCCCACAAGGACGAAGAGUGGUUCCGGUCCAAGUACCACCCGGACGAAGCCGGGCGGAGGAAGCAGGAGUCCCACAGCGGCCUCCAGAACCGCCUCAGCGUCUUCCUGUACCUCAUGGACAACGGCUGGUUCGAGGGCCUGCAGCUGGACAUUGACAAGGCCACCGCCAUCAUCAAAGUCCUGGACGCCGCCGUCAUCAAGAUGGAAGGAGGCACUGAGAAUGACCUGAAGAUUCUGGAGCAGGAGGAGGAGGAGGAGCGGCAGGAGAAGGCCGAACUGGCCAAGAAGGAGGAGAACCGGCUCCUGGAGCUGGAGCGCAAAGGCGCCGAGAAGGACGACGGCAAGAAGGAGGAGGCCAAGAAGGCCAGCGAUGAGGAGGCGGCGGAGGACAAAGCGAAGAAUGCCUCUGAGGAGGAGGAGGAGGAGAAGCGGGCCGAGAAGAAGGAGGAGCCCGACAAGGAGGCCAAGAAGAGCAGCCACAAGCGCAAGCGGAAGCGCAGCGGAGACGACAGCUACGACGAGGGCAGCGUCUCUGAGUCAGACUCUGAGUCGGAAAGCGGCCGCCCGGAAGAGGACGACAAGGAAGAGGAGAAGCCCAAGGAGGAGAAGGAGGCAGCGGCAGCGGCCAAAGAGGGCGAGGAGUCCCCCAAGGCCAAGGAGAAGGACGGGGAGCCCAAGCCGCGGCCCCUGCACAAGACCUGCUCCCUCUUCGUCAGGAACAUCGCCCCCAACAUCUCCCAGGCCGAGAUCGUGGCGCUGUGCAAAAGGUACCCCGGCUUCAUGCGAGUGGCUCUGUCGGACCCCCAGCCAGAAAGGAGGUUUUUCCGAAGGGGUUGGAUCACUUUCGACCGCAGCGUCAACAUCAAGGAAAUCUGCUGGAACCUCCAGAACAUCCGGCUCCGGGACUGUGAGCUGAGCCCCGGGGUAAACCGGGACCUGACCCGGCGCGUGCGCAACGUCAAUGGCAUCACGCAGCACAAGCAGAUCCUGCGCAACGACAUCAAGCUGGCCGCCAAGCUGAUCCACACCAUGGACGACCGGACACAGCUCUGGGGAGCCGGAGAGGCCCGGCCUGCCUCUGAAGUCUCGAGCCUGCCCUCCCAGAACCCCAUCCUCAAGAACAUCACGGACUACCUGAUCGAGGAGGUGAGCGCCGAGGAGGAAGAGCUGCUGGGCAAGAGUGGGGACACCUCCGAAGAGGCCCCCAAGGAAGGGAACCCCGCAGAGAUCACGGUGGAGAGAGACGAGAAGCUGGUCAAGGUGCUGGACAAGCUCCUCCUCUACUUGCGCAUCGUCCACUCUGUGGACUAUUACAACAACUCCGAGUACCUCAACGAGGACGAGAUGCCCAAUCGUUGCGGGAUCAUCCACGUCCGGGGGCCCAUCCCCCCCAACCGCGUCACUCACAGGGAAGUGGCCGAGUGGCAGAAGACCUUUGAGGAGAAGCUGACCCCGCUGUUCAGCGUCCGAGAGUCCCUCUCCGAGGAAGAGUCCCAGAAGAUGGGCAAGAAGGACCCCGAGCAGGAAGUGGAGAAGUUUGUCACCGCCAACACCCAGGAGCUGGGCAAAGACAAGUGGCUGUGUCCCCUCAGCGGGAAGAAGUUCAAGGGUCCCGAAUUCGUGCGGAAGCAUAUCUUCAACAAACACGCAGAGAAGAUCGAGGAGGUGAAGAAGGAGGUGGCGUUCUUCAACAACUUCCUGACGGACGCCAAGAGGCCCGCACUGCCCGAGCUCAAGAUGAACCAGCCCCCCAUCCCAGGACAAGGCCUGGCCCCCGGGUUGCCUUACCCUCCGCAGGCGCCCCAGGGCUUGAUGCCCUACGGACAGCCCCGGCCCCCAAUCCUGGGAUACGGAGGCGGACCCCCGUACCCUCCCACCCCCUAUGCAGCCGGACGAGGGAACUACGACACUUUCCGGGGGCAAGGCGGGUAUCUGAACAAACCACGAAACAGGAUGGUCCGAGGAGACCCCCGGGCGAUUGUCGAGUACCGAGACCUGGAUGCCCCGGAAGACGUCGACUUUUUUUGAGCGAGAGUCCUCCUGCCCGGUUGAGUUUCAGUUUAUUUCCCUUCCCCUCCUAUUGCUUUUUUUUUUACACAACAUUGCCCCCCCUCCUUCCUCCCUUCUAUGCAUUUGUCUCCCCAACUCAGUGCACACUUUUGGCCCGCGUCCUUUGUGUGUAUGCUGCUUAUGUUUUAUCUCCGGUAUGUAUGUCAAUAAACCCCUCAAGUGAA
Molecule: messenger RNA, 2908 nt
Organism: Anolis sagrei ordinatus
Lineage: Eukaryota; Metazoa; Chordata; Lepidosauria; Squamata; Anolidae
Gene: SRRT
Product: serrate, RNA effector molecule
Biological process (GO): primary miRNA processing; mRNA processing
Cellular component (GO): nuclear body
Molecular function (GO): nucleic acid binding
Source: RefSeq, a predicted model, not a curated record